Messenger RNA from Selaginella moellendorffii, 490 nucleotides. RefSeq names its product metallothionein-like protein type 2. The record is from RefSeq and is a predicted model, not a curated record. Bases 73 to 318 code for a protein of 81 amino acids. Gene Ontology annotation, molecular function: metal ion binding. NCBI's taxonomy places the organism in Eukaryota, Viridiplantae, Streptophyta, Lycopodiopsida, Selaginellales, Selaginellaceae. The transcript is spliced from 3 exons.
GUAUUUUUGAGUGUAUAGCUUAGCUUCUUUCCUCUCUCGCCAGUUUUUCUUCUUCGCUUCGAUCGCUCGAAAAUGUCUGGCUGCGGAAGUGCCAACUGCAACUGCGGGUCGAACUGCUCCUGCGGCAGCGGCUGCAAGUGCGGCCGCUCCUUUGACGAGAGCACUCUGCUCAUGCGAGAGGCUGCUGGAGACAUGAGCUUGAGCAGCAUUGUCUCCGCCUCGUCUGGAAUCUCUGGGGAAUCUGUCAUGUCGCGAGAGGAGAAUGGAUGCAAGUGUGGGCCAAACUGCUCCUGCAACGAUUGCAGCUGCCACAAGUGAAAGCUACUAUCUAUAGAUACGAUGGAGCUGCGACAUGAGUAGUAUUUUAGAAGCAGCUGUCCAUUUCUACCAAGUACUUGUGUUGUUGUAGUUGCUCUUCUUGCAACAGAUUUCCGUUUGUAUAAAGUUUCUAAGAAUGGAAUAAAAAAGAAAUAAUAUUUGUGAAACUAAA